AUGAAGCAGGACCUGUCCACGGCGGCCCCCUCACUUGCCAGCCUGGAGGAAGACUCCAUGACAGUGGACGCUCGGGACAAGAGGACGGAGGAGUCACUGGGCUCCCAAGAGGAGCCGCAGCCCAAGUGGGCCAAGGGGGAGGCCAAAGGCGACUCCCAACUGACGGGAAAAGGGCCGAGGACCCCGGAGGUGAACCCUGGCCCGGACGCUACAGCCCCGACAACCCCGAAACCGGCAACCGAGGAGGCCAAGACAAGUUGGUCCGGCAAUGGUGGCUGGGGAAGAGGCCAGUGGAACCGCAACUGGGGCAGACAGACUCCACAGCAGUCGCGCAGCAACCGCGACGGGGACGGGGCCUUGCGGGACCUAGUCACAGCUGUGGCCCGGCUAAGCCUCCGACACGAGGACCAGCACGCCAUCGUCGGUCUCGACCUGGACUUCAUGUUUUUCCUUCAAUCCAGCAAGUCUGGCAACAGCAGAUCAGUGACCGAUGCUCUCUUCAAGACGGCACAGGAUUGGGAUCGCCAGAAAUCAGAGGA
Molecule: messenger RNA, 539 nt
Organism: Symbiodinium necroappetens
Lineage: Eukaryota; Dinophyceae; Suessiales; Symbiodiniaceae
Source: the annotation of a GenBank genome assembly